Thunnus maccoyii (southern bluefin tuna) is the source of this 2848-nucleotide messenger RNA. It is a transcript of the gene cacul1, whose product is annotated as CDK2 associated cullin domain 1. Lineage: Eukaryota; Metazoa; Chordata; Actinopteri; Scombriformes; Scombridae. The coding region runs from base 286 to 1302 and encodes 338 amino acids. Gene Ontology annotation, biological process: ubiquitin-dependent protein catabolic process. The transcript has 8 exons. The record is from RefSeq and is a predicted model, not a curated record. Gene Ontology annotation, molecular function: ubiquitin protein ligase binding.
CCGUUGUUUUAAGCCAGACAGAGAAAAUUGUGAACCUGUCCUUUAGUGGCUCAGAGUCACUCUUCACACCAGUUGGUGGAGGCAAAGCACCAUCUCGCUGUUUGCCAACAGCCAAACGACACCACGAAGUAGAGGGAGGACGACUACGACAUGUCGUAAAAAUUCAGUUAACAACAGCUAAACCGAGAUGGACGCUGCUACAGACGCCUGACAGUUGUAUCCUCAUUGUUGUAUCUGAAAUGUGUAUGUAGUGACGCCAGGCUUCGGCACACAGGGGUUGUGAAAAUGGAGGCCAUGGAAGACGAUAGUUUGGACAUAAAAGACGACCACAAUCACAACUACUGUGCGAGCAGCAGCAGCAGUAAAGUACGCUCGUAUCUGAGCAGCCAGCUGUCGGUCCCGCAGCCAGUCUGUCCGGCGCUGCCCGGAGGAGAAGCGGGGUCCCGAAGGGGGAAGCUGCGGUCCGGCAGCAGCACCGCUGCAGGGUCAAAGUUCGUGGACUCGGAUUCAGGCAGUGAGAGCAGCGAGGUCAGUGAGACGGACUGCUCGGCUGCACCGGCCGCUGUCGAGGGGAAAUUCACCCUCGACUCGACUUCCAAGUUCCUUCUGAAUGCAAUGGCUGUAGAAGACUACCGGAAAAACCACUGGCCAAACCUGGAGAAGGCAAUCGACCGUCUGCUGAUUCAGAACCCCACAGACCACAUCUCUGUUUCAUAUGCACAGAUAUACAGUUAUGUCUACAAGUGUGUUUGUCAGCAGCACUCUGAGCUGCUCUACAAUGAUUUGACAUCCAAAAUAACAAGUCAUCUACAACAAGUUUCCACCCAACUACAAGCCAGCCCACCUGAAAACUUCAUUGAGACCUUCAAUGUUGCGCUGACUCAAUACACAGCUUCUCUUCAAUGUAUAGUUCCUGUAUUUAUGUACUUGAACAAGUUCUACAUCGAGUCAAAGCUGAACAGAGACCUAAGAGAGGAUCUGAUGAAGCUGUUUGCUGAUCAUGUUGCAGAAAAACAUGUCAACACACUGAUGCCUCUUCUCAUUAAAGCUCAUUCCAUGCCGUUUGAAGUGCAGCCAUCAACAAUGGCUAGUGUGGUUAAAGGCCUCUACAGCCUCCGACCAGAGUGGGCCCAUUUAGCUCCAGCUCUCUUCUCCGGAUUUAUUCCACAAAUCAACCCUCCUGCUGUGGAAUCUCUGCUGUCCGACUAUGCUGCUCACGACCAGAAGCUGCAGAUGGAGCUCUCCAUGAACGGAUUUCCAAGAGGGGACCAGUCUCGCAAGCGGGCCAGCGAUGACUCCUGAUAGGAGGGUCCAGCAUCAGAACUAUUACUGUGCCUCCUACAUCUUUAUCACAUGUUGGCUCACUGCACUAGGUACAAUGUUAACAAUGUGUCAGUUUCAUCUCUCUCGACUCAAGGUCACUAAACACUGUGAAGAGCAAAGAUAACAUGACGUUGAGCAGAAUCUACCGCACUAAAAAAAACACAGAGUUGCAUACGAUGCUCUCCUCUGUGACUCUGAUGCACCCAGCUUCAGUAUUUGUGGAGACGCCGCCGUGGGCGUCGAGAUUCAUGUUUUCCUCAUUUUUCAGAGUGCCUUUAAUGGUUCUGAUUGGGUAUCCUAAUCGAGGGAUAGGCUGAUAAUGGGUAUUUCAUUCCUAACCUUUAACAUAGACGUGUCUUGCGUCGUUUUGAUAAGACUGGGCUAAUUAAGACUUUCUACUGCUGCUGCUAAUAACACUGUCCAUGUGUUAAUACUACAAAUCUCCUGGUUUCACCCACUGUGUCUGUAACUACCGGGGCUUCACUCGACUCAAACGAGUGUGGGAACAAGGGGAACUAAGUCAUUAGACCUCAACUAUGAUUCUCUUCUUCAUGUUGCCUUUACUGUGUUGGUAAACCGGAUUGUAUUUUCCAGUUCCGCCAAAGAGGACUUGCCGUUGUUUUUUUUUGUUUGUUUUGGGUUGUUUUUUUUUCUUCUUUUACAGCGCAUUGGAUUCAAGCUGACAUUGUUAAUGUUGUAUGCUGUCUGAGUCACUGAGCCAAUUUUUCUACUAACAAGUUUUAAGCUUUGGUUGACACAUUUCUUUGUUAGAUUCAAGUAAAAUCAUAAUUUCAAACAUAAUUUCUGUUCGUUUUUAGCCUUGUGGGUAGGAAGGACAGGGAUUGCCACGUAGGACAUUAAACCGAGUGCCAGAAAGCUCAGACAAACACAGAAAAGUAUUUGAGAAUUUCUUAAUUAUACUUCAGUUUGUCUGACAACUUACCUGCAUCAUCCCUUAACUGUACAUAUAUUGAACCCAAGGCUUCAGAAACUUCACCAAACAAAUUAUAUGCAAAUGUUUGGCCCAAGGUCUGGCACACUUGUACAUUAAAUGUUUCUAACAUGUAUAGCUUGUUCAUGAUGUAAAUAGUUUUUGUCUUUGCAGUGUGGUCGGCGUACACUAGCUUUUGUCACAGAUGCAUUUUUGUUUAACGAUUCACUUGAACAGAAGGAUUUGAUACAAGCUCUUACACUGUUUUAAGUGUGAUUUAGAUGCUCAGGCUUGCUUUUCGUUUCUGUCUGUGGGUCUUGGAAAUGGUUCUCAUUGUCUAUCAAAUACAUUAAUUUUAUUAAUCAUGGGACACGGGGAUGAAUUUAUUUUCCACUCUUUGCAGAUUUACUGCUGGGUGAAACUAUGAAAUUGUAAAUGAAGUCAAAUAAAAUCAGAAUCACUGCAGAUGCCAAACACUGGAUGUAUUAUGUUACUUUCUGAGAUUUUUUUUUUUUCUUUAACGUGCUGCAAAAAAUAUCAAUGUUAACACAACUGUGAAUAAAAUUCCACUUGGCUCAAAUGCUGUUUCAGAAA